GGGAAUAAGAAAAAAAAAAAAAGAUGUGUGCAGUUUAAUUGUGGACCUGGUAAAUUAUGAUGGAAGAAAAACUUGAACCAGCUGAACAGAUCAAAAUUUUGAAAACCCGAUAGAGACAUAGAGCCACAAGUCUCAGAUUCUCUGUGUGUGUCUUCUACUUGGUUCCUAUUUCACUUCAAACUCCCCAAAAUAUGGCGGUAAUUAGAACCACCACAAGCUUGAUCCUCAAGGAGAUGUUCAGUCACAGGCUACCAUUGUCUUCUUCUUCCUUGUCUACAUCAACCUCGCUCCGUCUAAAGCUUCCCAACUUACAUGGGACCGCCCUGACAUUCACACGCCGCCAAUUCAGCUUCAGCGGGAUUCGAUGCACCGCGUCCGGCGACAACAAGGUAUCGGCCCGGCUGUCUCAGGUACAUCAGCUCCUGCAAGAAGCUGAGGAGCGCGCUAGCUCUGCUGGUAAUGAGCCGACUCCAAAAAUCACUCUUGACCAUGUUACAGUGAAUUUUGCUAGAAGUGGUGGGCCUGGAGGUCAGAAUGUGAAUAAAGUGAACACCAAGGUGGACAUGCGCUUCAGUGUUAAAGAUGCAUACUGGCUAAGUGACAGGAUCAGGGAGAGGAUUAUGCAAAUGGAAAAGAAUCGAAUAAACAAGGAUGGUGAGCUUGUGAUUUCUUCGACAAAGACUAGAACCCAAAAGGGUAACGUUGAAGAUGCUUUAGCAAAGCUGCAGGCCAUCAUUGAUGCUGCUGCUUAUGUUCCUCCUCCUCCUUCAGAAGAGCAAAAGAAGAAAAUUGCCAAAAUGGCUGCUAUAGGGGAGCAGAAACGACUUAAAAGUAAGAAGGCUCUUUCAGACAAGAAGGCUUUUAGAAGAAGUAGGGACAGCUGGGACUAAAUUUUUUCGUUUGUAAGAUAUCAGACUUGCAGCAAUUUGAAGUUAACCAACUGUUUGUUCUUGUCCAUUGUUUCUUGGCGACAAAAUUGUUAUUGCUUCUCUUUAAAUGCAUGUAGGAGUAACUGAAUAACAUUUGCUACUCUUUGACAAGAAAAUCCAUUCAACAAGUAGUGAUUGAAUCAAACUGCACGAUGAAGAGUGAAGACCCCUUCGGAGUGGACUACUGGACAUAAAUUGAUAGUGCUUGUUUGUAGUCCUCGUUAAAAUCAUUUUUCAUCACUAAAUCAGUUGUGAUUAUAGGCUAAUAAACAGAAGUGGUGUACAUACUAAAGUUUUUAUCAGUCGAGACUUGAUAGUUCCAUUUGUUAAACAGUUGCAUAAUACUUGUAAAUUGGUCAACCACGGCUUUCAUAGUCUUAUUUUUAUCAGUUUGAAUACAAAUUUGAUUGUGCUUUA
Molecule: messenger RNA, 1346 nt
Organism: Hevea brasiliensis (rubber tree)
Lineage: Eukaryota; Viridiplantae; Streptophyta; Magnoliopsida; Malpighiales; Euphorbiaceae
Exons: 7
Coding region: 192-890 (232 amino acids)
Biological process (GO): translational termination
Molecular function (GO): translation release factor activity
Source: RefSeq, a predicted model, not a curated record